This is a messenger RNA of Mercenaria mercenaria, 4308 nucleotides long. RefSeq lists its product as uncharacterized. Gene Ontology annotation, cellular component: nucleus; cytoplasm. The transcript is spliced from 6 exons. Gene Ontology annotation, molecular function: protein binding. Lineage: Eukaryota; Metazoa; Mollusca; Bivalvia; Venerida; Veneridae. The record is from RefSeq and is a predicted model, not a curated record. The coding region runs from base 75 to 3416 and encodes 1113 amino acids.
GCUGUUAUGUUUCACCGUGAGGUUACCGUGUUUUAAUCAGGUGUUGUAAACGACAUUUUUGUAAUAUAUUUCACAUGAUGGCAUCUGGACAAGCCAAUACCCUAAAACGUGUGUAUACUUACCGCCUUCAAGCCCUCCUAAUUGAUGGUGGAACGGAAGUCAUUCGUAGCGUCUUCGACCAACUAACCGGUGUACCUUUAACUGUUCAUCUAAGCAACAGCCAUACAAUCAUCUCUCAGCUUAAGACUGCACGUAUCAUAACGCAAGCGCAAUAUGCGAAACUUUUCCAAACACCCGGAAAUCCAACGUCAGCAUCAUCUUCAGACUUAGACAUGACGCUACUUGUAUGUUUGCUUCAAAGUACAUGUGGGUUGAAAAAAAGGAAAGAUCCUAUUUGGUUUACACAACCAGCCCAGAAUGACAUGUCCGUGGAAGCAGAUAUUGUCAGAAUGAGAUAUUUCCGAAAUGAGCUUUCACAUAGAGAAUCUGUCGCCGUUUCACAACAGUAUUUUAAGGCAAAAUGGAGCGAAAUUGAAACGGUUCUGUUAAGAUUAAAUGGUAAUUGUCAAACUGGCAAUCCAAAUCUUCAAACACAGUUAAAUGAUUUUAAAACUGGCACUGUCGAUGAAGAAUCACAAGAGCGGUAUGAUCAGGAACUUAAAGACUGGGAAGAAAUGGAAAAAGUCGUGAUGGCAGAACUAGGAGAAAUAAAUCAGAUGUUACAAGAUGAGAGUUGUAGGUCAAGAACAAUUGCGAAAGAAGUUACUGAAAUACGUGUGAAUGUUCAGGGAAUUCAACAAACUUUCUCACCAAGAGUGGAAUCACUUAAAGCUGUUUCAGAGCACCAUUUCAACCAGACGAAAGAAAACCAAGACCUGUUUGUGAGAACUGCGACGUAUAAAAAAGCUUGGGAAAGAUUUAAACCUGGGAUCACUAUCUUAAGCGGCUACUCUGGUGAAGGAAAAACCACAGUGGCAUCACAAAUGCUUAUCGAGGCAUGCCCUUCGGAGAAAAUCAUCAAACUAUCAACCCCACAAGACUGGGAACAAUUAAAUAUCAAACACUGGAAAGGGGUUUUCAUUGACGACAUAUUCGGAUCUGACGCAUUCGAUGAAUAUAAGGCGAAUCACUGGAAGCAUCAUUUAAACGAUUUGGAAUCUGCAGCACAUUCACUGCAACUGUAUGUUGUAAUAACAACACGUCAGAAUAUUUUAAAUGAAGCGAAUGAUCGUCAUAAUUUAAAUCUAUUCAAAGAGGAGAAUGUCACGAUUCUCAACUCUUCAGACAUUUCCGAGGAUGAGAAAACGCAUAUACUAAGGCUUCGUUUAGAAAAGAACAAACGAGAGUAUUCUGAUGCUAGUCUGAAUUUGUGUAUUUCAGGUUGGAACAGUAACGAGUGUAAAAUAGGGUUUCCUGAAUGUGCCGUCAUGUUUGCAACAAAUGACACACUGUUUACAAAAGGUCCACAGUUUUUUGCAGCGCCAUUUGAAUUUUUCCGUAAGUGCAUUGCUGAACUUUCACAAAAUGAAAACGAAUACAUGAUACUCAUACUUAUAUGGACGAAACCAUCUAGAAAGUUGUCAAAGUUUGAUCUCGAGAAGACAAAUAUUACCUCGCUUUCGGACGUAGCCGCAGAAUUGGGUUAUCCACUGCAUGAGAAAUCAAGGACACUGAGAAAAACGCUUAAGCACCACAAAGAUGGCUUACUAAGUCUUACGGAUAGGAAAGACGAAUACACAUUCAGUCACAACGUGAUUGGAGAUGUUGUCGGACUUGAAAUUGGCAAAGAAUAUCCAAAUUUAGCAAUUAAAUACGGAUCAAAAAGUUUCGUUAUGAGGUAUGUCAAGACAAGCACAACUGCCACCACAGAUUGCAUUAUUGUGGAUGAUAGAAGAUACUCUGUUCUCAGCAAGAAAUUGAAUCACUUACUUUUUGAGAAGAAUGAGUCGUUUGCAGUACUAGAUGUCACGCUAAAAGAAUUUAGAAUCAACAGCAAAGGAAUUGAAAACACACGCAUUUCACAGUCAAUCCCAGAUAUAUCAGUUCUUGAACACGAGGCCUUCGGCAAUGCAACGUUUGUUCAAGAGUACAUUGAUCCUGCAAAUGAAAACGACAUCGUAAACACGCCAAUUUUAGAAGUCUAUGAACAUUUUCGCAAUCCUUACUGUAUUCAGUUCGAAUAUGGAGAACUGGGUAUGUGUAUUCCUACAUUCCUUCUUGCAAAGAAAAAUGAACAAAUGAUCACUGAAUGUAUUGAACAUGAUAUGCUGACAGACAGAGAAAAAUACAUUGCAUUACUGUUUGCAACACGCGAUAAUAAUGAAGCGAUGGUUCGGCAACUCAUAGAAGCAGAUGUGGGCGUGAAUGAAGAUGCAUUGCAGAUUGCGACUGUCAACGAAAAUAUCAAAAUCUUGAAACUCCUAUUACUUCAUUUUCGGCAACGCAAAGCAACCAAAAGUCAUAUACAGAAACGAAAUUCCCCAUUGAUCACGGCGACCAAGAGACAUUCCCUAGACACUGUUACCUGUUUGCUUCAAAGUGGUGUAGAUAUUAAUUACGCAAAUGAGGACGGUCUCUCCGCAAUUGAUAAGGCUGUUAUAUGCAAAUGUGUUGAUAUAUGUGAGGCUUUGACUGAAAAGGGAUGUAACUUGGAUGCUAAAAGCGGAAAAUUUAAACGCACACCUCUGCACAAAGCAGUCGACAUGGGAUGCCUCGAUAUUGUAAAAUUACUUUUGAAUGUUGGAGCCUCUGUAUACACUACAGAUCAUCGUGGGAAAUAUCCUAUUCAUACAGCAGCUAUUUGCGGUCAUACUGAAAUUCUCCGACUUCUGCUAAAAGAAGAUAAGACUCUUGCAGUUAGACCAUUCAACACAGUAUUACGUGGAAACAAAAUAAAAAAUCUGACGCUCUACCAUUACGCUGUAUGGAAAGAAGACGAGAUAUUACUCAAGGUCCUCAAGGAGUUUGAAAUAGAUCCAAAUAUACAAGAUAUAUGUGGUAGGACACCUCUAUACCUGGCAACCUACUACAACAAACCAACGUUUGUCGAGCUUCUUGUAGAUAUAGCAGAUGUUAAUAUACCUGAACGAAAUGGAUAUACACCAUUACAUGCAGCGUCGUCAAACCUGAAUCCAAAAAUUGUCAGACUAUUGUGCUGUUCUAAUGUAAAUAUUCGUAUGAUCGACAGAAAGGGAAACACUGUGUUUCAUGUCUUGGGAAACGUAAACGAAAAUGCAAUAGGAGGCGACGAGAAUUUCGAAGACCCAUUGGCUCGUAUAAUGGUUUCAGAGUGUGUAAAGAUACUAUUAGAAAAAGACCCAGAAUUUGAGUACGAGCUAAACAGAAUGCCAAACAAAGAUGGUUUAAUUGUCUCUGCGAAAUGUGAGCGAGAUACAUAUUCGCUUGUAUGUAAAUAAACGUAUAUUUUUGGGUGUGUAUCACAAAGUAAUUGCGUUUGCACGGUCAACAACUAAAUGAAUUUUAAUUUUUCUGCUCUGAGCAAUUCCUUUUUCUGGACAGUUGCAUUCUAUGUCUAUUUUAUUUAUAGAUAAAAACCUCACUUUUGACAAAAAAUUUGUUUAGUGUUACGUAAACCUUUGAACUCAGGUGGACUCAACUGUCACCGAUUUCGCUCGAUAUGCCAUCAUUUUAAUUUACCAAUCAGUACAAAAUUACAGUGUUUAAUUGGUGCAUCAUUUAAUGUUGUAUUCGAUGUAAGAUUCUUUUAUACCAUUGCUAUUUCAUUACACUUCAUCUGUUAGAAAGUGUCAGAUUGUUGCUGCAUUGAAAAUAGUUUCAUAAUAAAAAUUAUGAAAAGUACAAAAUUGGUAGGUCUUGAUUACACCAUGUUGAGUAGCACAGAAACAUUUGUUUCCAGUUAUUUCUGCUUUAUUUAUAGCAGACAUGACAUUUAUGGUCUUCUGUAGCUAAGAAGUGGCUAAGAUUCCAUGAAUUAGUACAUGCAAGAUUUGAUUCACCUUAAACAUGUUAGAUAAAUUGUUUUAGGAAUUGAUUGAUAGUUCUUCGAAAACAUUUCAAAAAUAUGGAGUGAGCGAGCGAUUUUUUUUUUGGAUUUUUUACCCAAAUUUGAAUUUUUGAGAGGCGGGCACAUUUGUCAUGAAGCGAGCGGGAUAUUUUUCAUAUUUAUAAAAAAUUAUUAACUAUUUUAAUGGCACGUUUCCAAAUAAUACCAUUGUGUAGCAUACAAAGGUCUAGUAAUGGUGUUACUGAUCUGCAGCACAAUAAAAAUGUGUAUUUUUCCUUUUUAUGUACAGUCGUGCUAAUAAUAUGAAAGUAUUUCAAAUAUGC